AUGCUGAAAUCUCAUUUUAACUUAACCCAAAGGGACAAAGAAGGCGAGGAAGUAGAAGAUGAAUAUGAGUCUAAGAGUGAACACAGCAAAGAAAACGAGCUGCCUAAGUCGGAAAGAAGGCUCAACAGAUCCGAAGUCAGCGUUCGUCUCAGCCAUCUUGGGAAGACGGCAGAUGGCGAUGGUUAUACAUACCUCAAAGCGAAAUGCACGGGCAUGCAUUUGACUGACAUAAGUGCAAUAGUUAGUUUCAAGCACCUGCAAUUCGUCGACGUCUCGAAUAAUUUAUUAACCACAGAGGCGUUACAGGUCGUAACAAAACUACCGUUUCUGGUCCUAAUACACGCCGACAAAAAUAGACUGGAUUCAGCUUCAUUAAAGAAGGCAAAAUAUCUACAAGUUAUUAUAAUGAACUAUAAUAACAUAACGUCCGUUAAUGAUGUUUAUCAACCGGAAUUAAGUACAUUGGAGGUUGGUUACAAUAAAGUUGAAAACAUUGCCUUUAAGAAUAGAAUGCCCACACUUAAAUGUCUAGAUUUCCGUUAUAAUCUAAUUUCAAAUAUAUCAGACCUCAAUUUUCCUAACUUGGAUAGUUUAUAUUUGGCGGGCAACAAGAUAAAGAGUCUUAUUGGACUUGAGAAACUGAUCAAUCUGCGAAUAUUACAUGUGCGAAAUAACCCAAUAGCAUCACUAAAUGGUUUCGAUUCUGGUCUAACAAAACUAGAGUAUAUCAACCUACGGAACUGCAAGGUGGGAACAUUGAAACAAAUUAAAAAACUGCAGUGUUUAAAGGCACUAGAAAUAUUAGUAAUUAAAGGCUGUCCCUACAUGGGUGGUAAUGGUGAAGAAGGCACAGAGGUGACCGAGGAGGAUGAUGGUCAACUAAGAAUUGAGGUGCUAGCAGUACUGCCACGUUUGAAGAGACUUAACAAAGAUGUAGUAACACCAGAAGAAAGGACUGAAGCCAAAACUCUUAUGACACAUUUGCUUGAGGAAGAUGAAAAUGAUGAAGAAGAAACAGAUGAAAAAGCUGAAGAAGAAGAAUACAAAAACGACAUUUAA
Messenger RNA from Parnassius mnemosyne (clouded apollo), 1059 nucleotides. The record is from the annotation of a GenBank genome assembly. Lineage: Eukaryota; Metazoa; Arthropoda; Insecta; Lepidoptera; Papilionidae.